Messenger RNA from Hyaloperonospora brassicae, 3348 nucleotides. The record is from the annotation of a GenBank genome assembly. Lineage: Eukaryota; Oomycota; Peronosporomycetes; Peronosporales; Peronosporaceae.
AUGGAGCUCGCGCGAGAGCUGGCGCCAGGUGCGAUGCUGCCGUCCGCGUUCAGUAGGAGCAACGACUGCGAGAUCGUGCGACGCUGGAUGGAGAUGGUACUGGGCGAUAAGGUGCUGAGCGACGUUCCCGCCGCGCUGCAGUCGGGCCAAGUGCUCUGUGAUCUGGUCAAGAAACUGUACCAGGCGCUCGGGAUGAAGAGCCACGUGCGGUCGUGCGAUGGAGACGACGUGGACGCGCUGAGCAAAGUGCUCGAGUACUUGAGAGCUUGCGAAGGGCUUGGGGUUGCACGGCAGGAUCUAUUUGAGCCAGAUGAUCUGCUCGAGCAAGAGGACCUGGCGAAAGUGUACAGGAGUAUCCUUGCGUUGCAGGCAGUGGCGGUCUCGCUGUCGAACCGCCGCUCGAUUGAUGAGCGGAGCUCUAUGAUCGAACGUUCGGACUGGUGUCCGAUGUUGGUGCAUGACGCUUCUGUGAAUGACGACGAAUACAAUCUGGAUACCUGCGAUCGGAACUUGGAUUCGCAUCAUUCCGUGCAUUCGCUCCAGCAGUCGCGAUGGCAGCGGUUGUUAUGCAAGUAUGAGAACCAGCAGCAGCAGAAGGAAGAAGGAGAUUGUGGUGGCGAAUCUUCUGCGUGUGAAGGGAUGGGACCGCUCGCACACGGCAUAUGGCGAACAGAGGAGCACAUUCGGGCAAUAUUAUUACGUGAGGAUACGGAUUACGGUGCAGUGCCGGAUGCUUUGCAUGGCAAGCUGUGGAUGCUCGCGUCAGGUGCUCAACUGGAAAUGCGGAGAAACAAGGGCCUGUAUGAGCGAUUAUUGGUCUCGAGCUCAGAGGUCACCGAGGCCACGCGUCAGAUAGACGUGGAUUUGCAUCGCACUGUGUCUGAUGAAGACAAGGAAUGGUGGAGUGACGAAAAAUCAGGGAUGAUGCGCCGAGUGUUGGUCGCAUACUCGUUUUACAACCCAAGUCUGGGGUACUGUCAGGGUUUGAAUUAUAUUGUUGCACGAAUUUUGCAAUACCUUGACGAAGAAGAAGCUUUUUAUUUGCUGAUUGCAAUCAUCCGGCUUGUCCCGGAUGACUACUACACGACAAUGCUAGGACUGGCUGUGGAUCAACACGUCUUUGCGGACCUCGUGCGUCUCCAAUACCCGGAAGUUUCUGAUCACCUGGCGAAACUCGGGGGCUCGGGAAUGGAGUUGUCCCUUGCAUGCACAGAGUGGUUCCUGACACUCUUUGCCAGUCCGUGCGACAGGGAUGUGACGUUCCGAAUUUGGGAUGCUAUUUUCCUUCAGGGCGAUGAGGUCCUCUUUCGGGCAGCGUUGGCGCUGCUGCAGCAAGCAAAGUCUGAGCUUGUUGCAUGCAAUAAUUAUGGGGACAUGCUGAAGCAAUUGAACGAGCUUGGCCGAAGUACAAUCAAUGCCGCAGAGUUGAUGAAAUUAUCGAAAUCGCAAGAUUGCAUAAUUUGUGGCCGAGUCGAAGACUUUCGAGCCCAUCAUCGUCUGCAACUAGCAUCAGGCAUUGUCGCUUCGACGGUCGACACAGAAGACGGGCAGAGCUCAUCGACAGGUCGACGGAGCUCGGAGUCCAGGCCGGAGCCACGACUGAGGCUAUUUGGCCGCCGGAAGCAAGGCGUGCAUCGCCACGUGGACAAGGUUCUUCCUCGAUUGGCACGAACAUUCGAUCGAAACCUUACUGAUGAGUACACGGAGGCCAUUCGACGAGAUCACGUCAACUUCGCCGAGUAUUACACAGGAAUGCAGCUCCAGAUCCGCGAAGAUUAUUGUGUCGUAGGAGAUAGCCAUCUUGAGCGGAAAACCCGAAGUGCCCGCCGCGUUUCAGCGGAUGGGUUUGUUGUCAGCAACAAGCAGGAGAACACAGGUUGCUGUGCAGAGCUGACAGAUCACGACAAAAGCCAAAAUGGUCCAGAUGGAGGUGAAUGUGGGGCCAAACUGACGCGCAGCCGCCGAAGCAAAAGCUCAGCAGCAAUGACUACAAGAAAAGUCCAAGAUGACUGCGCGACUAGCCCUCCAGCAGACCCGACGGUAAAAGAGAAUGACGAGGAGGUUCAGUUGGUCGGACGUUCACCGUUGGCAUGGAUUCAGCGCUUUGAGGAAUGGCACAAGGAUAUGAAAACACAAAAAGAGAAGAGGAAAGCAGAGAAGAAACGUCUGCGACGCAACCAGCGGUGUGAUAGCAUGUUCCCGGAAACGAUGAAUGGACAAACAGACCCAGAUAUUCAGCGGGCGCGCUGUGCCGUUGGCUCGUCGCCGGUUCCGCUUCACUCUCAGCCACGUGAAUGUGGCGACAUGGAAAUUUUCUCGCUUGGCGAUCGAAGGAGACCGAAUGAAUACAAGUGCCUACAAACAGAGAACGUCGUCGAACUGAAGAAGUCGUCCCUGCCACGCUCCUACUCGGACCUAUUCCAGCCUCCAGCUCAUGUAGCAGGACAGCGGCAAAACCAAACAGUGAUGGAAGCGACACGCGAUACUGCCAAGCAGGGAUUGGUUGUGCCACAGCAGUCGCCCAAGGACGAGAUUGAAGACGUUCUAGGAAAGGCUUUUGUUGACGAAACACGAAACCUGGCUAGAAGUGGAAAUGGCCGCGCGUUUCGUGGGCUAAGUGAUCAAAGCACCCUGUCGAGAAGCACGAAUUCGUGCGCGAACGCCGCCUCUUUUGUUAUGGAUUUUCAAGAGGAGAUGCAUGACGAAAUGAAGUCGAACCGUUGUCUUGGGGAGGAGAGCGUGAAGACAGGACAAGUGACCACAUUUGCACGAGGAAAACGACCAUUGGCGCAAGGGCUGCUUCUCUACUCUCCAGUGCACUGCCGGUCCAGCUCCAUGGACUUCGGGACGGAAGCAGCUGGCGAUUGUGUUCCGCCUCGGCUACGUCGCAUCGUGUCAGUUUCUUCAGUCGAGAACACUCCUCCUCAGCAAAAGUGCGCGCGCAAUCUCGAGCGCACCAACGACUGUACUCAAGCCAUGCGAGAGCGUGCGAAUGUUCUUCAGUAUAUGCACCACAAGGCAAGUGACGUGAGCAGUGUCGCUGGAAGUAUCCCGCGUAGUCCUGGCCGCAUCAGUGAAGGGUCAAGCAACUCGCCUCGAUUCGGCGACCAGUCGAGCAACAACCGAAGUGGCAAGUCGACGCAUUUCCGCAACGGGUCGUUCUCUUUCUUCGACAAGCUCUCAAGUGAUCUCGAGAAUAGUGCUCAUGGUUUGGACAGUCUGGUGAGUGAGGCUGAGUUUUCGGCUGAAAGUCUCAACCGCGGGUCCAUUUCUUCCGCAACAGCGGGUCGAUCAAGUACUGUGGACGAGCAACGGCCGAUGGGUGAAGCCAUCUCCAUCUCGUCGUAG